Colletotrichum karsti is the source of this 1920-nucleotide messenger RNA. RefSeq lists its product as uncharacterized. Lineage: Eukaryota; Fungi; Ascomycota; Sordariomycetes; Glomerellales; Glomerellaceae. Gene Ontology annotation, molecular function: N,N-dimethylaniline monooxygenase activity; flavin adenine dinucleotide binding; NADP binding. The record is from RefSeq and is a predicted model, not a curated record. The transcript has a single exon. Bases 1 to 1920 code for a protein of 639 amino acids.
AUGGCGCAAGGACCUGAGGCCGACCUGACAUUCUCGAAAUACGAAGAAGAGCGACAGAAGCGUAUCCGCGAUGAUGGCCUUGCCCAGUACGUCAAGUUGACCGAGGGCGACGAUCAUCUGCACCUGGCCGAUGACCCGUUCGGCGGAGAGUUUGGCGACCGACAAUGGUCCAUUCCGUUCGGCGUCUCCACUGGCAAAACCAAGGUCGUCAUCAUCGGUGCCGGCUAUGGUGGUCUCACUUACGCCGUCCGGCUCAUCCAAGGGGCCGGCUUCACUCCCGAAGACAUCGUCUUCUUGGACACGGCCUCCGGAUUCGGAGGCGCCUGGUACUGGAACCGGUAUCCUGGGUUGAUGUGCGACGUAGAGAGCGCCUGCUAUAUGCCUCUUCUGGAAGAGACGGGAUACAUCCCUAAAAACAAGUAUUCAUAUGGCUCGGAGCUGAGGGGCUACGCCGAGCUGCUCGCAUCGACCUUCAAGUUGACCGACAGAGGCCUGUGGAAGGUGACGGUGAAAUCCGCCUCCUGGGACGACGCCAAGGCCUCGUGGACCGUGGACAUGCUCAAGACGACCAAGGACGGCCAGAAGCAGUCCAUCACCCUCGAGACCGAGUACCUGGUCAUGACCGCCGGCCCUCUGACCAACCCGAAACUGCCUCGCAUCCCAGGCGCACAAGAGUUUGGGGGGACGACAUUCCACACGGCGCGGUGGGACUACAAUACGACCGGCGGAACUGCGGAAGACCCGACCUUGAGCAAGCUUCACGACAAGAGAGUAGCCUUCAUCGGCACGGGGGCGACCUGCAUCCAGGCUGCACCGCACCUGGGCAAAUGGGCCAAGGAGCUUUACAUCUACCAGCGCACUCCCUCGGCCGUCGCCGUGCGUGGCCAGCAGGACGUGGACCCCGAUCGCUUCCGUGCCGAGGUCAGCAGCAAGAAGGGCUGGCAGAAGCGGCGUCGUGAGAACAUGGCGAUGUUCGUCGAGGGCAACACGCCAGACGAGAACCUCGUCCAAGACGGCUGGACCACUUUCCCGUCCUACGCGGCUCUCGUCGGCGGCCCUGCUGCAGACGGGCUCACGGACGAGACUCUCCCCCAGUACAUCGACAAGUUCCACAAGCUCGAUUACCCCCGGCAGGAGGGAAUUCGCGCCCGCGUGAAGCAGACGGUCAAGAACACAGAGGUGGCCGCAUCGCUGACGCCGUGGUACCCGGGCUGGUGCAAGCGGCCGUGUUUCCACGACCAGUACCUCGACACCUUCAACCGAACCAACGUGACUCUGGUGGACACGCGUGGCCGAGGCGUGGAGGCCAUCACCAAGACGGGCGUCGUGUUCGACGGCAAGGAAUACCCCGCGGACAUCCUGAUAUACGGAACGGGUUUCGAGCCGUUGACUGCCGGAGGACCUUCUCUCCGCGCGGGCAUGGAAAUCUACGGCCGGAACGGCAUCGAGAUGGAGACGAAGUGGAGCAACGGGCUCGCCACGCUUUACGGACUCGUCACCCACGAUUUUCCCAAUCUCUUCCUGUCCGGUGUCUACCAGAUGGGUUCGACAGUCAACUACGCGCACAUGGUUGACGUGAUGGCGACUUCCAUGGCCAGGGUGAUCAGCCGGGCGCGGGAGAAGCACGCGUCCGGACAAGACGGAGGGUCGUACAGGAUGGUUAUUGAGCCGAGCCCGGCGGGCGAAGAGGCGUGGGCGCAAAGGGUGCUCUCAACCGCGCGCGGUUUCGGCGCCAUGGCGGGCUGCACCCCCAGCUACGGCAACGGCGAGGGCAGAAAGGCCAAGUCCAAGGAGGAGGAGCUGAAUGUGGCGCGCAGCGGAAACUGGGGCAAGGGUUGCCUUGACUAUGCCGCUAUAGUCGAGAAAUGGGCCUCGACGGAAGACUUGGAGGGGUUGGAGUUUCGUGUCGUUUCAGCUUAG